GACCUGUCAGAGUCUGCAGUUGUCUGCACUGUAAUGUCACAUUGGUUUAAGGAGGGGCGGGGUCCGAGGCUGGUCCUGAAUCCCCACCCCCCACCCCCACCUCCACCUCCAACACUAAAAGAAGGGAAAAGUGGCAAUGAUCGGAAGUCCCGUUGGGCGUCCCCCGGACGCUUACGCUCUUGACAGGUUGGUGUGGAGGGAAAAAGAUGGCUGCUUCGGCGGCAACGGCGAGUUGCCCCCCUGCACUGUGUCCCAAUUACGCCGUCAUUUGCUCCUUUCUGGAGCGCUACGGUGCGCAGCUGGACCUGCCAGAGCUCACCUUCCCGCAGCUGGAGCGAUACCUGCGGGACACAUCCUCAGUUCCCAAGUUGCUAGUUGACCUUCAUGUCAAGUUGCUGAGAAAGAUUGGGAAGUCGGUGUCAGCAGACAGAUGGGAAAAGAAUCUUGUCAAGAUAUGUCAAGAGUUCAACACGGCAUGGGCGUGGGAGCUGGAAGAAAAGGGCUACAGGAGCAUGACAGUGGACAGCAAGACAGCCAUCCUUAAAUAUCUGUGCGAGUGUCAGUUUGAUGACAACCUGAAGUUCAAGAAUACCAUCAAUGAGGAGGACCCGGACAAGAUGCGUCUGCAGCCCAUCGGCCGCGACAAGGACGGCCAGAUGUACUGGUUCCAGCUGGACCAGGACGACAACGUCCGCCUCUAUGUGGAGGAGCAGGACGACCUGGACGGCGCUUCGUGGAAGUGCAUCGCCAGAGAUCGCAGCGACUUGGCGCAAGUGGUGGCUCUGCUCAAGACACACAUUGAUCCCGAGCUCUUGAAGAGAGAGACUAAGAGUGAAAAGGAUCAAGCAGAUGGCGUAAAGAAAGAUGAGAGCUCAUCAGACGAGGACAUCAAAGACCCCACCCAGGCGGCCUUGCAGGUGUCACCAAAGACGGAGAGCAACGGAAAAUUGGAUCACACCGAUGAGCUCAAAUCGGAGACGUCCGAGAUCAAAUUGGCAGUGAACGGCAUAACGGAAGCGAUGACCCAGAAGCCGGCCAAUCACGGUUUAGUCAACGAAACCCCGACGAUCAAAGAAGAGCCCAAGGAGACGGUCGAAGCCAGGGCGGAGACGCAGGGCGGGGAGCCCGCUCCCAAGCACAACAGCGUCGACGAGAUCCAGCAGAUGAAGAACGAGCAGCAAGCCAAGAUCCCUCUGAAGAAAAGAGGCAUGAAGUUCGCGCCGGCGUUGCAGCUAAAGGACAACGUCAAACCCAAGCCCGUCUGCGGGGAGACACGCGGCGGGAAAGAGCAAAUCAACGGUGAAGUUCGGCCCACGUCGGAGACGUGCCUCCACCCCCGUUUGAGUGAACAUGAAUCGGGAUCCACAAAGGGGCAGAAAGAACACUGCCAUGCGGAGAAGGUCACGGCUUCGCCCGUCGACGAGGAAAAAGCUGAAGGAACAGAGAAGGCGACGAAGGAAGCCGACGAUAAAUUAUCCGAACUCGAACGAGACGGGAAUUUAAAAGAGCUCAAGCGAGGAGACAAAAAAGCUGCGUUGUCUUUGGAGGACAACGUGAACGCGUCGGAAAAAAUGGACGCCGCCGUCAAGAACGAGGAGAAAUCAAAUCACGAGGUCACGGCCGCAGACUGCACCUCAAAAGAUACAGAAAAGGCGAAAGGAAAACCACUCUGCGUGGACGCCCCAACCGAAGGAACAAGGAAAGCCGGAAAUAACACGAGCGAGAGCGAAACGGAGAAGUUGCAACCCGCUGAGGAGGAGACGCGCAAGAACAACGCCGUGAGCCGAAAGGACGAGUCGCAAAAGGAGGCGGCGCAAAACUUGACCGUCAUUCAAAAGGCAGACAAGCCCGCAAGCCAGAAAGCUCCAGAAUCGCCCGAGUCGUCGGUCAUCAAAAAGACCAGCGCGGCGGACGUGCGUCAAGAGAUGGCCGCCAGCCAAGACGUGAAACCCAACGGCGCUUCGGUAACUAACUCCGAAAAGCCGAUCGAGUCGGAAGCCACAAAAGACGAGCUCCGUCGUGACGCCGUCCAGGCGGACCACUCGCCGUCCAAACCUGCAGAAGAAGCCGCGAACGCCGCCAAAGCCGACCGGGGCGAAUCAAAACGGGACGACCGGCCUGCAACGCUCCCGCCGAAAACGUCGGAAAACGCAGCUGCCGUAGAACCGGCGUGGCCGUCGGCGGAAAACAACAAGGAGGACGACACCAACGAGAGGCUUGACUGUCAAGUGGACGAAAGCCCGCCGGAGUUCACAAACGAUACAUUCUCCCAAAAUGAUAAAAAAGAGCCCCCUGGUGAAUCCAAAACGAUAAAACACACGACCGAAGAGCGUAUCAUCAAAACCGUCCUGGUUUUAAGCAAACAUGAGGACGACCAGCCCAAGCAAGAGGUCGAAAACGGCAACCGACCUCCGCCGGACGCCAAUCUUACAUGUCAAGAAAGCCAAAAGGAUUCGACGAUGGAUAAAUGUUCCAAAGCCGAUACGGCGUCGACGAAAGAUGCUCCUGAAGGAUCCGAAACGGCGAAACAAGACGCUGAAGUGACGCCCCAAGAGGAUCACGUGAAGGCGUCGUCGGAAACCAGCGAGCAGGUAGUCGUCGGUGAGGUCACGCCAAGCAAAAACGAGGUCGCCGAGAACCGGAAUGAGUCGCGACGCGGCGACCUGAAAUGUCAAAAGGAUUCCGCGAGGGAUCAACUCUGCGAAAGGGAUCAAAAGACGGAGAACGAUUUCGCUGGCGGAUUGAAAAUGGCAAAACACGCUGAUGACAAGGCGACAGAAGGAUGCGACCGCGACGUCGUUCGCAAAGCGCAACGUGAUGACAAACUUCAAUGUCGGUAUCCCGUCACGGAUGAAGAACUCUCCAAAACGGCGGCGAACGAGACUCCCGAUGAACUCGAAUCGGUGAAAACGAUUGACCAAAACGUGACCGAAGAACUCGAUGACAAAGCGAAAAAACAGCCAAUAGAAGACACGAGGAAGAGCAGAGAACCUGUCGCCGCCGGUGAGGCAUCCGAAAAGAAAAACGAGGAGGCGGAAAUGGAAAAAGUCAAAACGAUCGACCCUGCCGAUGGCGCCAAAAUGAUAAAACCCGCCGAUGAAAAAGCGACGGUCGAGCUUGCCGGCAAGUCCCCAGCCGAAGCCGAGCGAGCCGAAGUCGCGAGUGACGCACCGAAAGGCAAAAACGAGGAAGACGAGCCCAAGGGUCCGCCCGACGAGAAGCUCAAAUGUCAGAAGGAUUCCAAAACGGAAAAAAUUUUCCAAAGCAACGCCGCGCCAGAGGAAACCCCCCCUCAUGAAUCGGAAACACCCCAACCCGAUGACCUAAAGGUCAUCAAACGACCGGAAGAUGGCGAGGCGAAAACCGCCCGCCGAGCUCUGCCAGAAACGAAGCUUAAAUGUCAAGAAAGUGAAAAGGAUCCAACGAUGGACAAAGCGUGUCCGGAAGACGUUCCCAAAAACGGCGAAACGAUCGAUCCGAAAUCCACUGACCAAAAGGCGCUCCAAGGACGCGACUCCGAGCUUCUGGCGGCAACGGAGCGAUCGGAAGACAAAAGCGAGGCAUCGAAAAGAAAAAACGAAGAAAGCGAGUCCAAGGAAACCAGCAGCGUCAAGCGGGACCGUCACGAAAUGAAAACCGAGUCCAUCGUGGAAAAACUCGCCCCAAGCAAUCACGCAAAGGAGAGCGACGAGGUGGCUCAAAGCAGAAACGAGCAAAACGAGUCGGAGACUCGGCCCGACGCACCGCGUCAAAGCGAAAAAGCUUCCACGCCGCCUCAACUCGGUCCCAAAGACGGCGAAUCCAAAACGCCGAAGCCCGACCGCCGAACGGCGACCGGAGAACGCGACGGCCAAGAAGCGGCCGCCGAGAGCAAAAGCGAGCGAGACGAGUCCAAGAAAGAAACGGGAAACGGCGGCCGAGCUCGGUCGGAGAAAAGCGCCGCUCGGCCGGAGAAAAGCGCCGCCCGCGGGGGUGUCAAAAGCGCCGCCCGCCGGCGCUGGGUGAAACUUCAGCGGCAGGCGAAGCAGGGCGACUCCGAGUCGGACACCAACGCGGGUGGCGGCGGCGGCGGCGUGUCCUUGAGACGAUCGCCCAGGAUAUCCAGACCCACGCAGAAGGUGGCGGAGGUCCAAGACAACAAGGUCGAGAAGCCUCGGGAGGGGGAGGGGGAGGAGGAGGAGGAAGAGAAGGCAGAAGAAGAAGAAGAAGAAGAGGAGGAGGGAAAGGUGAAAGUCAUUGUGAGGAAGCCCAGAGAGAAGAAAGUGGAUCAAGAUGGUCAGGCCAAACCAAAGGGGCGAAAGCGGCGAAAGGCGCGCUGGUCCAACAUGCGCACCCGCCACAAAAGGAAAGGCUCCGAGGAGGACGACGACGACGACAGCGACGGGGAGGCCAGCGAGUACGAGGAGAGCGAGGAAGAAGAGGACGACAGCGACGAGGACUACAAGGUGGAGCGAGGAGCCAAGAGGCGCCGACACAACCGGGAGCGCCGCGAUUCCGACUCGUCGGCGUCCUCCGAUGACCUGCCGCCCAACGACGACCCCUGCAAACACUGCGGGCUUCCCAACCACCCGGAACUGAUCUUACUGUGCGAUUCGUGCGACAGCGGCUACCACACGGCUUGCCUCAGGCCGCCCCUCAUGAUCAUCCCCGACGGCGAGUGGUUCUGCCCGCCCUGCCAACACAAAAACUUGUGCGACAAACUGGAAGAGCAGCUGCUAAACCUCGACGCCGCCUUGAAGAAGAAACAGCGUGCGGAAAGAAGGAAAGAGCGUCUCAUUUACGUCGGAAUCAGCGUGGAAAACAUCAUCGCGCCCUCGGUGGUGUUGGAAGAGGAGAAGCAGGAGGUGAUUGUGAAGGAGAAGGAGGUCAAGCGGCGUAAGAGCUGGGGGCGACGCUCCACCAGGGCCAAGAAGAACAUCAGCUACAGGUUCGAUGAGUUCGACGAGGCCAUCGAGGAGGCCAUCGAAGAGGACGUCAAAGAAGCCGGCGGAGGAGGAGCGGGACGCGGCAAAGACAUGGCCAACAUCACGGGGAGCAGGGGGAAGGAUAUGGCCACCAUCAUCCAGUCGGAGGACGGCAAGGAGAACGGUCGGCCGCCUCGGCCCAACGCCGGCCAGCGCAAGAAGAAGCGGCGGCGCCUCAACGACCUGGACAGCGAAAGCACCGCGGACGACGACGAGAGCGAGGACGAGUUCUGCCUCAGUGAAAGCUCAGAGGAAGACUUUGUGGUGUCGGACAACGGAACGGCAGUCGAGACGGACUCCAACGGCAGCGACGACGGCAAGCGGCACUCGUCCAAGCCGCGCAGCAAGAAUUCGCCGAAGCGACGAUGCAGCUCCCGAAAGCGGCGGAGACCGAAAGGCUACUCGGACGACGAGGAAGUGGAGACGGAUGAGGAAGACGAAGAAGAGGAAAUCGCGAGCCAAGGUUCCAGCGAGUACAGCGACAGCGACCUGGAUGUAAGCAGGCGGCGCUCGCGGCGAAGUCACAAGGCUCAGGUCAACUACUGCGAGACGUCCGAGUCGGAAGGAUCCCAGGCCGGAACCAAUCGGGAGAAAACCAAACUCAGACGAUUCCUGGACACCUCAGAAAGCGAAGCGAGCUUCUCCAGAGAUUCCGAGGAUGGCUCCAGGGACCGCCCGCCCAAACGGCGAGUUGACUCAUCGGAAGAAGACGGGGAAAGGGGGUCGUCAAAGCAGCAUCGCCGUCGUCUGGCCCUGAAACGCCGGAGAGCGUCGGAAGAGGAAGUAGACUCGGACGAUGACUCGGACGAAUCCUCCUCCUCUGAGGAGGACCGGCCCGUGCGGAAAAGGGUCAACCGCAUCGACUCGGAUGACGAUGACGAGGAGGAGGAGGUGAAGCCAAAGGAGAAGAAGGCCGCCGAGGGCAAGACAGUUGAGGAGAAGGUUUCCGAGGAGAAGCCCAGAGAGGAGGCCAAGGGGAGCAACCAAUUGGACUGCAACAACGGACAGCCCGCCAAAGAGGACGAAGACGAAGACGACCUGCUGGGUGUCAUGGACCUCGUGGACUACGUCUGCAAUAAUGAACAAUUGUAAAAACAUUUUUAAAAAACAACAAAAGUGUACGAUUUCAUUUUUUGUGCUCUUGUAUUUUUAUAUUCCUGUUAUUAUUCUUAUUAUUGUACCCUCUUCAUGCCAAUGUGU
Messenger RNA from Hippocampus zosterae (dwarf seahorse), 6164 nucleotides. It is a transcript of the gene rsf1b.1, whose product is annotated as remodeling and spacing factor 1b, tandem duplicate 1. Gene Ontology annotation, biological process: regulation of DNA-templated transcription. The record is from RefSeq and is a predicted model, not a curated record. The transcript is spliced from 16 exons. Lineage: Eukaryota; Metazoa; Chordata; Actinopteri; Syngnathiformes; Syngnathidae. Gene Ontology annotation, cellular component: RSF complex. Bases 207 to 6056 code for a protein of 1949 amino acids.